CCAAUCAACUUAAUGAAAUGCGCAAGAAAGUCAUCGACAAACUUGCCAACAAGAGUUCUGAACCGAGUGAUGUAACUUGCAUAUGGGACUAUGCCGGCCAACUUGAAUAUUUCAUUACUCACCGAAUUUUUAUUACAGAUGGCAAUUCUUAUGGAGUUGUUUUCAGUUUGGUAGAUGCUUUGGAUAAACUGGCAAAAAGAAGAGAUCCCAAAAAAAGACAUUUUGAGAUGACAAAUCUGCAAAUGAUCAUAUUUUGGAUAAGGCUGAUAUAUGAGUAUGCUGUACUGCUACAUGGCUCAGAGGAGAAACCUUUGAUCAAUGGAAUUAUAGCAUCACCGACGAUUAGUCUGAUUGGGACGCACAAGGACCUACUCACGGGGAGUGAUGCUGAGAAGCAGGCAAAGAUUGAUGUCGUAUUAGGCAGAAUUUUAGAGGAAAUCAAAGGGACGCCAUACGAGCGUCACGUAGAUCGCGAGAUGUAUGCUGUAGACAACACCACAGCACUGGAUGAAGGGAUUCAAAAACUGAAAAGAAACGUAGGCGGUUUCAUGAAGGGAAUGGCAAGAACUGUUCCAAUAAAUUGGAUGGAUUUCCACAUUGAGGUACAAGAAGCCGGAAAAACAACUCUGCGCAUGUCUUUAGAUAAGAUCGCUAAUAUUGCUAAGAAAUGUGGUAUAAAUGAAGACAACCUCAUCCACCUCCUCAAUUACCUGAAUGAUGUUGGGAUCAUUCUGUAUUCGCCCACUAACACGAAAUUGAAGAACACUGUGAUUACUAACAUCCAUUUGCUGAUUGGUAUCUUCAUGAAAAUCAUCACAGUUGUGGAACCUGAUGAUGUUAAGACCGCUCCAGUAAUGAUACAGUAUUGGCGUAAGUUCGUUGAAGAAGGAUUUCUUGCGGAACAACUAGUUCGUCAUUUGUGGAGAAAUGAGCUUACUGCCAGUCCUGAUGAGAAUGACGUCAUCUUUGGAGACUUCAUUGAAAUUAUGAAGACAUUUGGACUUCUCUUUGAAAAGGGAUCUAAGAAAGGCAGUAGAAUGUUCAUCGUUCCUUCUAGGAUGAGCCUUAAAACAUGCAACUUGAAUGUUGGGAAAGACGACGAGCAGACAGUAUCGGUUUAUGUGACCCCCAAAGAAUUUCUCCCUGACGCUGUGUACAACGUCUUGGUAGUUAAAUUCCUAGAUCUCAGUCAGGACAAAGCAUGUAGUGGAAACCCGGAAUUGUUUCAGAAUCAGGCUGAAAUAGAUUUUGACGAUAUGCAUUACUUGAGACUCGGGUUUGUGUGCAUUAACAACAAACGGUCACUGAAGUUGGAAAUAAAAAGGAGAACAGAGAUAGAUGAAGAAGGUAAAAGAAAUCCAGCAUCAAAGCCAACACCUAUCGCCUGCAUGGAGAUCUUACAUGUUCUUAAGCGUCAUCUUUAUGACUUCUAUCCUUCUGAAGAUGGCGUCAGUUCAACCUUAAGCAUUCUGUGUCCAGUUUGCUCAGUAAUUGGUUUGAUCCAGGGAAAGCUCCAUUUGCAAAGUUUGGAAAAGUGCUUAAAUUCCAACUUUAUUCAAUGCAAGACAAAUGCAAUGCCAACAGCUAAAAUACAGGCAUUAUUUCAAGCAGAUUUGAGCUUCAGCAAAGAAAUCAGGAAUUCCUACGCCCUCCAAGUAUUAACCACUGACCUGGGAACAGAGAAAAUGCGAAAGUAUUUCAUGAUGAAAGGUAAACUGAGAGGCAAACAUGAGGUCGGAAAGUUCCUGUCAUGGCAGAGAAAAAAUGGACCUUUAAGGGAUGUAGACUUUGGAGACGAAGCAACAAAGAUUUUCAUUGACGAUGUGGACAUCGACUCGUUUGAUAUUACCAUCCUGAUGUCCUUAAUUCAACAUUGCUUUAGUCCUCAAGGCGAUAAAUUCUGGGAGAAUCCACCAGAUGUUCAAGACAAGUCUGAACUGGCAAAUUUGAGACGCAUUCAACUGUACAAAGAAAGCACUCUAGACUGCAGUCACAUCAACAGGACCACAGAUGUAGAGUUUGACAAACAGUGGAAGGAACUUGCCACGAUCUUUAGAAACAUCGGAGUUCCCAAUGAAGACAUUCAGAAAUACCACAAGCUAAGCAUAGCACAACCAGUUAGAGGGUUUGAGCAGGAAAACGUUGAAGAAAUCAGAAAUUUUCAAGUUAUUCUAUCAGCUGUCGUUGAUGUCGGCACUGAAAUAAUGAGGGAGUACUUUUUGGAUGUUGCUAUUCAAGACAAGACAAUCAGAGGAAGCAAAAUUACUAAGCUAGACAAGAAAGAUGUUGGACAGUAUCUAAUGAACGAGAACAGGAAAGGUAGCUUCAAAAAUGCAUGGAAAUUAAUUACUCCUAAGCAAAAGACAAAAUUGUUCACACCAAAUGCUGACAUUAACACGUUUGAUAUUUCGAUUAUGAUGAUAAUAAUCCGUAACUGCUGUAGCGUGCCAGACUCUUUCUGGGAGAACCCAGAUAGACUGUAUAGCUUGGUGCACAUCCAUCACUACAGGAACACAAUGCUUGCACAUUCACCUAACAGUAGAAUGUCAAAUAAAGAUUUUGAGAUCGAAUGGAAGAAAGUGAGAUCAAUGCUACACGCUGCUGGUGCUUCUUUCAAUGAAAUUGACAAAUAUAGAGGGCUAAGAUUACAUUAAAAACGAAUUAAAAGGCGGAACAAGUAUGGUUAGAUUUUACAGCACUACGAUGUAACUACCGUCAUCAUUGGAACCUACUCACUGACGUCAUCAUAACUGAAUCAAAUUUUGUGCAAUGCUUUGAUUUUUUUGUGGUGUAUUUGUAAAUUUGAUAAUUAAAUAAUAGUUAAUUAAAUUUAUGUAGUACUGUAUAAUAUAGUAUUUUAUUUUUCGUGAAUUUCUUAUGUUGACAAUUUUAAUAAAUUUGAAGGUUACUUUUACGUCAAUUCUCCCUGUCUUUUUGCUAAUGCUUGGUUAAUGUUUACAUUUUGUAUAAUACUAUGUAUUUUUGUAAAAGAGCCUUGGCUGCGAUUUUGAUACAAGAUACAAGAAACUGAAACUGAUUCAGAUCACUUAUACCGACACGUCCUCUCAUCUAGCACUUUCUAUUAGAAUGCCCACAAUUUUAUAAUAUUAGGGCUAAGACCUUCUAUGAAAUUGAAAUUGCUCUAUUUAACAAUAAUUUACAUGAAUAUUAGGAAAAUUUCUGCAAUGGCUCACCAGAUCUAAACAUUCAUUAUUUGCUUGAUGAUCUUUUCUCAACAAAUUUCACACUCGGUUUAAUUUUUGAUACAUAUAUUAAAGAAUAUCUAAAAGAUGCAUGGGAUAA
Molecule: messenger RNA, 3303 nt
Organism: Anneissia japonica
Lineage: Eukaryota; Metazoa; Echinodermata; Crinoidea; Comatulida; Comatulidae
Exons: 11
Coding region: 18-2654 (878 amino acids)
Source: RefSeq, a predicted model, not a curated record